Molecule: messenger RNA, 597 nt
Organism: Caenorhabditis briggsae
Lineage: Eukaryota; Metazoa; Nematoda; Chromadorea; Rhabditida; Rhabditidae
Exons: 5
Coding region: 1-597 (198 amino acids)
Source: RefSeq, a predicted model, not a curated record
AUGUUGGGAUUCGUGUGCAAGAUGUUCUUCGCCUUGCUCGCCGUCAGCGUUCUGGCAGUGUCAGCAGCUCCUGCUCUAUUCGAACUUCCAAACCGUUCGAUUCGUUUGAUUCGGUCGGAUCCAGCUGCGUAUGAUGGCUACGAGAACAGUUUCUAUCGAGGAUACGAUCAUCAUGGAUCGAAAAAAGAAAUAUCAACAUUUGCACUUGUCCAGAUAAUGAGAUGUUCUGAAAGUUUCAAAUAUCCUAGUACUGUGAAUGCUUCAAAAGUGUCAGAUUACUCUGAUAUGACGAGUGUUUUUGUUUUUCGCCUUGCUUCAGAAGAUCAAAGUGGACAAGUUCCUCGCCUACCAAAUUCCGAAGAAUUGAAAGAUGGACAGAAAGAAAUCGAAAUCAAAGACGUUUCUUAUGAAGAUUUCUUCUCCUCUCCAGUUUCUAUCCAAAUCCACAGUUUCCAAAUGAUUACACUGUCGAGAAACUUCUUGAAAUGGCUAGUCGUUUCCAAGUGCCAUCAGUCAUUAGAAUCGUUGAAUAUCAUCUUCUCAACAAUUCAAAAAUCGGAUGUGAGAAAAUGCUACGGUUGGCUGAUGAAUAUCUAA